AUGUCUGGACUCAGAGAGUCGGCUUUCCUGCCGACGAUCAAGUGUUCGUCAUGUGGCCUACAAGUCGAAAUCUCCCUGAUGGGAGAACACGUGUGUCCGUCGGUCGAGCUUGGAUAUCUAGUAUCGCCGCCUCCUGAUAGCAACGACAAGUUUGUAGAGCCGCCCCCCAGAUCCGCCGAUCGAUUGCCUGGCCCGGUCGAUAUAGGCGCAGCAAAUAAAAUGUAUAUGGCUCCAGGACCGCUGACCCCAGUGAGCCAACCUGGAGGCUCGCGCAGCGCCUCACCGAUGACGCCGUACAGACCAUCUUUUGCCGACCAGGCAAGAGAUUUUUUCUCAUUUAGCGCUGCUAAAGCAGACGAGCCAGUUCAGAUACCCGAAAAACAGUCCGACGCGAAUGGCCAUCGCAGCUCUAAAAGCAUGGCCGCAUUGACGUCCACACCCGCCUCCACCAAACCUCUCGGGUUCAUGGAGCGCAUGAAUACCAUUGCUCCCGGCCCCUUUGAUGCCAGCCAGCGGCCUUCCACUUCCCACGGAGCCUUUCCAGCAAAGAAGGAGUCGCUCUCCAGGUUUGGUUUACCUGUUUCAGAGGAGCCUGGUCGACUCAGUGAGAGACCGGGAACAAGCAGUUCCAGUUUGUCAUCUGGAAGCAGCAACAACAUACCAUCAACCCCGAAGCAGCCCCAGAAGAAUGGAUACGAAGGAUUCGGCCCACCGUCGGGGCGCACGCUGGACCCGAAUGGCAUGGCACCGCCCAUGAGGGCUGAAACUUUCCCAAGGCCGUCUCCUGGUGUAGGAGAAACCCCCCGGCGUCCAUCUUACUCGAGUCCGCGGUCCCGAUUGCCUUCCAUGGGAGCCGAGGGGGAACGACGACCCUCUUUGGCUCCCGAUACGUCGAGACGUCCACCGCCUCGCAAAAGUCUUAUUCCCUCUCAUUUGCCGACGGCCUCUCUCAACUUGGCCGAGGAGUUUGGUGUUAGCAACCCAUAUCAUACGUCGUCGGACUCUGCGUCUUCAGGCUACUCUACGUUUAGCAACCAUAGCCAGAACACCGCGCAAACAAGCCCCCCGAGAUCUGAGGCGCGGAACAGCAUACCGGACGCACUUAGGGUAAGGUCACAGGAGAAACCGCGGCCUGCGGAUCUUCGGCUUGACCCGGCAGCCGAAAUACCUCUUCCUGCUCGAUCCCCGGUACCGCGAUCGCCGUAUCUCAUUCCAGAGGGAGAAGAAGAAGAGCGCGAUGACCCGGCAAUCCAGCCUGGUCUCGGCCAGUCAUUCAAACCCUACAGGGCAUUUAGCCCAGCCAUGAACUCGAAUCCUACCCGACCGCCGCCGCCAGAGGCAGAAGCAUCUCCAAAGCAACCUUCUCCCAGACAGGAAUCUCCAAAGCAGCCUUCUCCCAGGCAAUCUCCUCCGAGACAAUCCCAGCCUGCACCGCCAGUAUCCCCUCCAAGACAGUCGCCCUUAAGACAAUCUCAGCCUACACCGCGUGAAUCCCCCCGAAAGGCAUCUAGAGACCUAAAGGCAUCCAAGGAUCUCAAGCUUCCAUCUCGCGGUGACUGCAAAGCCUGCGGAGAACCCAUUACCGGAAAAAGUGUUUCGUCUGCCGAUGGGCGAUUGACUGGAAGAUAUCACAAGGCCUGCUUUGUGUGCGCCACGUGCUCGAACCCAUUCACCUCGGCAGAAUUUUACGUUUUGAAUGACAAGCCAUAUUGCGAGCAGCACUACCACAAGCUCAACGGCAGUCUGUGUGGAACUUGUGGGCGCGGUAUCGAGGGUCAAUUCGUCGAGGACGAAUCUCGUGUCAAGCACCACAUUGACUGUUUCUGCUGCUUGGACUGUGGCCGACCACUUUCGGACGGCUACUUUGAGGUUGACGGUAGAGCUUACUGUGAACAAGAUGCCUUGAGGAGGACCCAGCCGCCGCCCCCUGCUCCAUAUCCCCAAGGACCCAGGAGAGGCGGCUACGGAGGCCCGGGCCCCCGACCAUACGGCCCUCCACCUGGACGUAUGGGUCCAGGAGGUCCGGGACCUCGACCAGGUUACGGUCCUGGACCUGGCUUGCCCAGAGGACCAGGCCCCUACGGUGGACCUCCACCCGGCCGCCUCGGACCCGGCAUGGGACCUGGCAUGAGACCUGGCCCGGGUCCACUACCCAAGAUGAACAAGAGGAUGACGAGACUGGGCAUGAUGUAA
Trichoderma breve is the source of this 2193-nucleotide messenger RNA. Its product is annotated as LIM domain-containing protein. Lineage: Eukaryota; Fungi; Ascomycota; Sordariomycetes; Hypocreales; Hypocreaceae. Gene Ontology annotation, biological process: neuron differentiation; regulation of transcription by RNA polymerase II. The coding region runs from base 1 to 2193 and encodes 730 amino acids. The transcript has 5 exons. Gene Ontology annotation, cellular component: nucleus. The record is from RefSeq and is a predicted model, not a curated record. Gene Ontology annotation, molecular function: RNA polymerase II transcription regulatory region sequence-specific DNA binding; DNA-binding transcription factor activity, RNA polymerase II-specific.